This is a messenger RNA of Symbiodinium sp. CCMP2592, 1782 nucleotides long. Lineage: Eukaryota; Dinophyceae; Suessiales; Symbiodiniaceae. The record is from the annotation of a GenBank genome assembly.
AUGGCAGACGGCGAGGUUCCGCUGAAUUCGGCCGAGGUGACGAGAACGCCAUGUCCCAUUAGGCUGGCACGAUACCUUGAGACGAAACGAGUGCGAUCCAGAGCUCCUUGCAGAAAUUGCGCAGUCCAGGUGUAUUUGUUGUGUUGCCUCCUAGAGCUGCAAGAUGCGGCAAGGCGUUGUACUGUUUGGACUGCAUCAAAAGCCUCUCAGAAGGUCAAGCUGCGACCUUGUCCGUCGGAGGCGCUUUCGAAAAUGUCACGCAUGACUGCGGCCUCCCAGUGCCGGUCCAAGGUGAGACAGGUUGCUACGCCUUUGCGUGCUUGCUCCCUGAAGGCUGCAGUGGAGAAGACAGGAUCCAAGGUCAAGAGGGGCACAAUUGCAUCGAAUUCCAAGUGCUACCCGAAACUGGCUGGCUUGCAUCCACAGGUCAUGAGAGACACCGACGUGUCCCUGCACCGCAAGGUAGACAGUGGGGAAGCUCCAGGAGUGAUCAGUGUUGUCCUGAGGCGCGGUAUCUUGGCACACAUGGACUCAUACGGCUACGCCGACCUGGAACGCCAGGUGCCUAUGCGGCCAGACACGAUUGUCCGCCUCUAUUCCAUGACGAAGUCCAUCAUAUCUGUUGCACUGGGCAUUUGCAUAGAGGAGGGUCUGCUGCAGCUUACCGAUCCCGUGUGCAAGUUCAUUCCUGCAUUUGCGGCUGCAAAAAUCAAGUCGGAGGACGGUUUGGCCCAAACCGCCGCAGUGGACAAACCUUUGACGGUCUUGCAUCUUUUGACGCACACUUCUGGCAUUGGCUAUGGCCCCAUGCUGGGCGAUGAGCCUGGUUGUGAAGCGGAGGAGCGCUUCCUCCCGCUGAUCGAGCGCGCCGGUCUAGGAAGAACCAGCCCCGGAGAUGCUCGUGCAGUGAAGUCCCUGCAGCAUUGGUGCGAAGAGUUGGCCAGAAUUCCACUUCUGCACCAGCCGGGCACCGAGUGGUUGUAUUCCUACAGCCACGAUGUCCUCGGAAGAAUCAUCGAGGUCGUUACCAGAACAAGACUCGACAUCUUCGUCGAGGAGCGAAUUACGCAACCUCUGGGGAUGGUGGACUCCGGAUUCCAGAUCCCGCGUGACAAGUGGCACCGCACUGCUGCAAUGUACCGGCUCCAUGAGCAAGACGGACAGAAGCCGAAGCUGGUGCGCAUUGAUGCACCCAGUGUGGACUGCAACGAAUGGAUGGUCGGCAAUGCAAGUCCAAUUCUGUCAGGCGGUGGCAGCGUGGAUUCCAUGACCGGGGGCAUGGUCAGCACGGCUGCCGACUACGCCCGCUUCUGCCUCAUGCUCCUGGGCAAGGGAGAACUGGAAGGAAGGAGAAUCCUCAAGCCUGAGACUGUGGAUUUUCUUUGCUCAAACCAGUUGCCAAGGGCUUCAGGAAGAGAUGAAACAUGGGCCUUCGGAACGCCAGGGGUUGGCUUCGGGCCUGUCGGGUCCGUGUCCGUCAGCCACCCGCUUCUCGAUCAGGCGCUGCGGGCUGGUGAAUAUGGCUGGGGUGGAAUGGCUGGCACUGCCUGGACAAAUGAUCCCCAAGAGGAUUUCGUCCUUCUCAGUUUCUCGCUGGUGGCGUUCGACCUUAGCACUGAGGAGGUCCUGCGCGCAGGCGUGCGCAAAGCAAUUUCCGAGUUCCAGAAAGAGGCGGCCCAGCGACGGCUGUGCUGGCUUCGAAGAUGCAGGCGGUAUCGAGUGGAGUGUGUCAAGCGACGUCUCUGCUCGCACCACGAAGGAUUCAGGGCCCCGCACUCCUGA